AUGGUCAUCUCUGCUAUUCAUAUGAGGGGCCCUGACCCCAGUAUAGGCAAAACAAAAUCUUCCAGAAUAGAUUCCCCCCCGCUUAGUGAACCAUCAAGUGCCGUCAGCCUGUCGUUUCCUCGACGCUUAUACGGUACGGGUGGCGGCGAUGAGCAAUUGCCCGAAGAAUACCCGUACGAUGAAGACCCUGAUAUCUACAAGUUGUUUGUCCAGCCAAAGUAUAUCAAGGUAUCCCAUAAACUGAAACCCAAGACUUCAAUCCUCAAGCGUUUGUUCCUUGCUCAAGAGUUGGAUACCACCAAGCCAUCCCAAAGCUUACGGACCUCAAUAUCAAGUAGUACACCCAGUAGCGGUGGGGGAGUUUCCAGUUCGGGAUCGAAAUACAAAAGCGGUGGUAGUACUAGCACUGGCAGCAGCAGGAGCAGCCGGAGCAGCCUAAGUACUGCCAAUGCUGGUAAUCACAAUACUAACCCGUCAAAAGCUCACCGUAGGACCGGCUCGGGAUCAAGUGUCGAUGAUGGUGAUGCCUUAUGGUGUUUGAAGUUCUCUCCGGAUGGCAAAUAUUUAGCAGCCGCAGGUAAGGACCCUGUUAUCCGAAUCUAUAAGGUUAUUUCUUCUCCUUUAGAUCGGUUGAAAUAUGAACAUGAACAUGCCAAUGAUGAUUUGAAACAGCUGACUCCAACAAAGUCGAAGAGGAAUUCCAAUGAUGCUGCCAAUCUAACCAGCCCGAAAUUGGAAAGCCGUUUUUCUUCUAGUUCGAACGCCAGUAAUAACACUAAUAGCAAUAGUGCAAAUAAAAAACCAUCUUUCUGUACUGGCUCGAACUCGAAUUCUGGGUCGUUAUACGCUCCGUUGUUUCAUGAUGAGCCAUUCAAAGAAUUUGUCGGGCACUCUCACGAUAUUUUGUCACUAGAUUGGUCAAAAAACAAUUUUUUACUUUCGUCAUCGAUGGAUAGAACUGUGAGAUUGUGGCAUGUUGACAGGAAUGAAUGCUUACAGGUGUACGAGCACCUGGACUUUGUCACCUGUGCCAAGUUCCACCCUGCAGAUGAUCGCUUCUUUGUCAGUGGCUCUUUAGAUAAAAAAGUUCGCUUGUGGUCAAUUUUGGAUAAAAAUAUCAGUUAUCAAAGUGAGGUCAGCCAUAUGAUCACUGCUUGUGAAUUUUACCCAAAAGGAGAUUAUGUGAUUGUCGGAACAAUCAAUGGAAUGGUUUUUGCAUUUGAAACCAGGGGGUUGCUAUCGAAAUUUCUGUUUGAUUUGAAAAAGGGCUAUAUCUCUAAUUCCAGCAAUGCAAAAAUCUCAGGGUUGCAGUGUUUUGAAGAACCUUUGGAAGAUGGCAGUUCGGAAGUCAGAGCGUUGGUCACCACCAAUGAUUCAAGAGUGCGAUUGUACAGUUGUACGCAUAAGAAGCUACUAGUGAAGUUUAAAGGUUUACAAAAUAAAUCAUCACAAGCAACGGCGGUCAUAUCUAAUAAUCAUAAAAUUGUGCUUUCGGGAUCAGAAGAUCAAAUGAUUUAUUUGUGGGAUGUCAAUGAUCCCGAAGUUUUAGAGUCUGCAAAGAAAUCCAAAGGAAUUCACUUAUUCAAGAAUCAUAAAUCUACAUCUACACCAGUCAAACUUGGAGAUCCAGAUCUUCCGGAAAAUGUGAAAAACGACAAUUUUUACUCAUUCCAUGGUCACAGUUCAUGUGUUACUAGCGCAGUGUUUGUUCCAGAGAGAGCCAAAAAUUUGCUUUAUUUAUCCAAUGAUCCAAUUUAUGAUUUGAAUCGUACUUUCGAAGAAAUUUUGGCCUCAAGCUCUUCAAAAAGUUCUCCCAACAAAAACACGGAGACAUUAUUAAGAAGAGUCACUUCUGGAAAAUCACUUGAUAGCCAAGAUCCGUCUAAUUCCUCGGCUGAAUAUGUGGGGAAAAACCUUAAUUUCUUCAAUGAAACAUGUUCUAAGCGUGGUUCUGAUUUAAUCAGUCACUUGAAAAAUUCCAAUUUUGAUCCAGAUUCCAUAUUUACUUUGAUUGACCCUUUAAAAUUUCCAAUUAUUGUGUCUGGAGACAAGAAGGGGAAAAUUAGAGUGUUUAGGGUUGACUCAGCAUCAUCUAUUAGAAACCUUUUACAAGAGGAAUUAUGCCCUUCUAGAUGGAAAAAGUGCCACCGACAUCACCAUCACCAUGAACUUGGGAAACUCAAUCUAGAACCGUUCUUGAAAAAACUUGAAGGCUAUCAAAGCUAUCUUAUUAGUCAUAGGAUGACGAAUUUGAGUAUUGACGAGGAGGGCAAGGUUGGGAAAUGUGGCACUCGUUCCAAGUCCAGAAGAACUAAAUACCGGAGAUUGAAAAAACAGAAAAAGGUGUAUGAUGAUGGAUUGCCCAGCCCUACCAGUAGCAAUGAUCUUCGAGCUGAGAUAUCACAAGAUGCAAUGUUGCCUCACGAUAUAAUUGACGGCGGUGGAGAUAUUGAAGUACAGGUUGAGUUACCACACCGAUCGUUCUUGGGAUUGCGGAACCUCAGUAGAUCAAGCUUUGCUCAUCCAAAAUCCGUUGAUGAGACCAUUGGUAAUGACGCAUUGGAAGCUAACAAAAGUUUUGCCACGAUAAAAGGUCUUGCUGCUGAACAGCCCCAUGGCGGUGUCUAUCCAGACAUCAAGAAUGAUCGUUUCAUGCCGCCAUUGAAAAAGAAUGGCUCAUUGUACUCACUCAGCAAUGGGUCAAUCUCUUCAUUAUUGAGGGGCAGGUCAGGGUCAAAAGAUCGAUCUGAUGAGUCAAGCAAGCCGCGGCAGCAGGUUUGUGACGUGUGUGACGGUACAAAAAUAUCUUACCGAAAAGCCCAGUAUAAAGGUAGCAGUGAUGUGGUUAAAGUUUGUCAAGACUGCGGCAACCAGUUAACUAUGUGA
This is a messenger RNA of Saccharomycopsis crataegensis, 2886 nucleotides long. It is a transcript of the gene LAF1, whose product is annotated as Laf1p. NCBI's taxonomy places the organism in Eukaryota, Fungi, Ascomycota, Saccharomycetes, Ascoideales, Saccharomycopsidaceae. Bases 1 to 2886 code for a protein of 961 amino acids. The record is from RefSeq and is a predicted model, not a curated record. Gene Ontology annotation, molecular function: protein binding. The transcript has a single exon.